UUAAAAUCAAAACUUGAGAUAAAUAUUUAGUCCAAAGUUUCAUGAUAAAACAAUAAUUAUAAAAAAUUAUAAUUAUUUAUUUAAGUGUAAGAACAUAACCUAUCAAUUGUGUACUGUUGACCUUUGAAUUUAUCUCUGGAAUCAAGGUUUGAAUAGUGCAAAUUCUUAUUUAACGCCCAAAAUGAGUAAAAUUGUUUGUGAAAGACUUUUAGGAAAGGUAGCUAUUGUUACCGCUUCCACAGAAGGUAUUGGUUUUGCCAUUGCCCAAAGACUUGCCCAGGAAGGUGCCAAAGUACUUAUAAGCAGCAGAAAACAGGCCAACGUUGAUAAGGCGGUCAAAUCAUUGGCUAAUAAGGGUUUAAAUGUAAAAGGGCUAGUGUGCCAUGUUAGCAAAAGUGACCACAGAAACCAAUUGUUUCAAGAAGCUCAGAAAUUGGGUGGUCUUGAUAUUCUUGUAUCAAAUGCAGCUGUCAAUCCUGAAGUUGGUGGAGUUCUAGAUGCCACCGAAGAGUCAUGGGAAAAAAUAUUUGAUGUAAAUGUUAAAGCCUCAUUCUUAUUAGCUAAAGAAUCACUGCCUUUGUUGAGGCAGAGCAAGGCUGGAAGGAUUAUUUUUGUCUCUUCUAUUUCAGGAUUUCAACCAUUUAACCUUUUGGGGGCAUAUUCAGUAAGCAAAACAGCUCUGUUGGGUCUGUCAAAAGCAGCUGCACUACAAUUAGCCUCUGAAAACAUCACUGUAAAUUGUAUUGCACCAGGUGUAAUUAAAACAAAGUUUUCCUCAACUCUUACAACUGGGCCAGCUGAAGAAAUAGCUUUAUCACAAAUACCAUUAAACAGAUUUGGUGUACCUGAUAAUAUUAGUGGUAUAGCAGCAAUGUUGGCUUCUGAUGAUGGAGCAUAUAUAACAGGAGAAAGUAUCAUUGCUGCAGGUGGUAUGCCAUCAAGAUUGUAA
Messenger RNA from Brassicogethes aeneus, 949 nucleotides. The record is from the annotation of a GenBank genome assembly. Lineage: Eukaryota; Metazoa; Arthropoda; Insecta; Coleoptera; Nitidulidae.